AUGUUAGGGUCCAGAUAUAGCAUGUCCAGGCACGGUGCAGACAAACCGCCGCGGACGGCCACAGUGAUCGACGACGAAGACGAGUUAUACGCCGGCUUCAACGACGUGUCCCCGGCUUUAGACACCAGGAGCCUGCGAGAAGAUCAGGCCUUCCAGCAGACGCUGCGCAGUGCUGGGCUCGGCAGACAAGUUCCGAGUCGAAUGGGCACUGGGAUGUUCCGCUUGAGCACGGUGAGCGUGCGCGGCGGGCAGUCGCGCGCGGGCACGGCGGCAGCGCGCCCCGUCACCGCCGUGCGCGCCGCCGGCUACACCUCCACGCGAGACACGCCCAGCAGGGAGGACAAGAAAGAAGACAGUGUCGAAGAUAAAAUAAAACAAAUGGAAUCUAAAAUAAUGACCUUGGUAGAAGAGUCUUGUAUGCUGAGCGCGCGAUCCAACUCGGAUGAAGAAAAUGACAGCAAACGAGAACAAAACCUGAGCCAGGCAUUAGCGAAAGCUCAAGAAGCUUCUACGUUGGAAAGGCAGUUGAUUCGAAUGCAGGAGCAGGCGAAUUUAGGAGACACUCACAACUUGGAUCUAACUUUUGCUGUACUCUGCAAUUUGGCUGAUCAGUACGCGCUAAAUGAAAUGUACACCGAAGCACUUAACACAUACCAACUUCUCACCAGGAAUAAGCUCUUUCCGCACGCCAACAGACUCAAAGUAAAUAUGGGCAACAUUUACUUUAAGAUGGGCGAGCACCCAAAAGCUCUUAAACUUUAUAGAAUGGCACUUGACCAAACCCCUACAGCUGAAAAAGAUUUAAGAAUGAAGGUGAUGCACAAUAUUGGACUUUUGCUUGUGCGUAUGGGCAAAUUCCGUGAUGCUGUUACGAACUUCCAACAUAUUAUGCACGAGCAAGGAGACUUUCAGACAGGUUUACACCUCGUGUUGUGUUCGGUGGCCCUCGACGACGCAGAGGGCGGUAAAGCGGCGUUCCAUGCCAUGCUGGAUGUGGAACCGCCCACCUACCAUCACGAUAUUGCUAUUGACGAUGAGAAUGACGCUUACGAGUGCGUGGUACGCGACGUAGUCCGCGGCGACAAGCUGUCGCGCUGGUCGCGAGCGGCGGCCGCGCUCGCCGAGCGCUGCCUCGCGCUCGCCGCCGCCGCGCUCAUGCGGCCUCAGGCGCGCACGCACCGCGACGACGACUCAGGUGGAACGUCGUGGUGUGUGGAAGCUCUUCGCGGGUACUCGGGCGGAGGCGCGGGCGCGCGGCUGGAACUCGGCAGCGCUUUGGCGGCGCUGCGGAGCGCUGCAGGGGCGGGCACCAACCCAAGUGCGGGCCCGAUGGCCGCCGGGGUUCGAGCGCUGCAGCGGCUGAAAGCGGUCGCGCGGGCGCAUCCUAAUGAUAGAGUUCUGCGUGCUGAAGCUAACGCCGAUGCCGCUUUCGUGGCCUAUGCGCUAGGCAAAUACUCGGAGGCGCGGUCGCUGAGCGAGGCGGCUUCGCGCGACGACCCGUACGGCUGCGCGGCGCGCGUGUGCGGCGCGCUGGCGGAGUUGGCGCAGCCCGCCUCGCCCGCGCCGCCCGCCGCCGCCGCCGCCGCCGCGCGCCUCGUCGCCGCCACGCACCUCGACCCCACCGACCUCAUCGUGAUGCACGACUCAGCCCUCGCCCUGGAGAUGACGGGCGAAGCGAGCGGCGCGGAAGCGCGCUGGCAGCGCAUCCGCAGCGCGGCGGGCGCGGGCGCCACGCUGCGCGCGCUGGCUGCGGCCGGCCUCGCGCGCCUCGCGCGCUCGCACGCCGACGACACUGCAGUUUCCGCUGCCGAGCAUUGGUACAGCAUGAUAGGCACUUGGGACGCGGGCGUGACGUGCGCGCUGGCGCAACUGCACAGCGACAUGGGCGACGCGCAGAGUGCCAAACAUCACUACCAAGACGUGGAAGCGGUCUGGCCUUGCGAUGUGACCGUGCUGCAGUGGUUGGCAAGCGAGACAUCGCCGGAACAAGCGCUGCAGUACUACCGCCGCGCUGCGAGGUUGCAGCCUAAUAAUCCGGAAUGGGGACUGCUACUAGGAGGCUGUCUGCGCGCUACUGGUCGCUACCAAGAAGCCCUGGCUCUCUACAAGAAACUCAAUUCAAGAUUUCCUGAUAAUGUUCAAUGUUUGAAGUUAAUCGUGAAGCUGUGCGGAGACCAGCGCCUGGAGGAGACGAGCGCGUGGAGCCGCGAACUGCAAAGAGCACAGGCGCGCCUCAAACAGCAAGAGAGAGUUAGCGUCACAUCAGCGGGUAGCGGAUCCUCGGGAGCGAGCCAAUCACCCGUACAACAAAUCCGAGGUAUAUCUCGAGCUGACAGCGCAACGUCUGCGUCAGGAGUUCCAACGCGUGCACGCACGAAUAGCCACGAUAGAUUCGCCCAUGACUCCAUGCAACCGACGACGCGAUCUAGCGCCCGUUCUGAAAGUAAAAAGAAACAUCUGGAAGACUUCGAUGACGAUUUGCCCUUGCCGCCCGAGUAACGAAGUCGCAUUGAACUAUUUCCAACGUCACGUUUCGUCGUAGACAUAAGAAACAUACAUUUUUAUAACUUUGCUACGAUAUGAAUAAAAUAUAUUGAACUAA
Molecule: messenger RNA, 2602 nt
Organism: Maniola jurtina (meadow brown)
Lineage: Eukaryota; Metazoa; Arthropoda; Insecta; Lepidoptera; Nymphalidae
Gene: nompB
Product: intraflagellar transport protein 88 homolog
Exons: 19
Coding region: 1-2499 (832 amino acids)
Biological process (GO): non-motile cilium assembly; intraciliary transport
Cellular component (GO): non-motile cilium; ciliary base; centriole
Molecular function (GO): kinesin binding
Source: RefSeq, a predicted model, not a curated record